Molecule: messenger RNA, 1442 nt
Organism: Jaculus jaculus (lesser Egyptian jerboa)
Lineage: Eukaryota; Metazoa; Chordata; Mammalia; Rodentia; Dipodidae
Gene: Tmx4
Product: thioredoxin related transmembrane protein 4
Exons: 8
Coding region: 74-1114 (346 amino acids)
Source: RefSeq, a predicted model, not a curated record
CCCGUCGCCGCCCCCGAGCCAGGCCGCGGCCCGCGGCAUCUCCCUCUCCCCGGGGCCGCCCACGGCGGGCAGCAUGGCGGGCCGCCCGCUGCUCACGGCGCUCCUGGCCGCGGGGUUGGCGGCAGCGAGGGCCACAGAGGGCCCCGAGCAGGCCGCGCUGCCGGCCGAGCAGAGCCGCGUGCAGCCCAUGACGGCCUCCAACUGGACGCUGGUGAUGGAGGGCGAGUGGAUGCUGAAAUUCUAUGCUCCAUGGUGUCCAUCCUGCCAGCAGACUGAUGCCGAAUGGGAAACUUUUGCGAAGAGCGGCGAAACGCUUCAGAUCAGUGUGGGAAAGGUAGAUGUCAUUCAAGAACCAGGUUUGAGUGGCCGUUUCUUUGUCACCACUCUCCCAGCAUUUUUCCAUGCAAAAGAUGGAAUAUUCCGCCGUUACCGUGGACCAGGAAUCUUUGAAGAUCUACAGAAUUACAUCUUAGAGAAGAAAUGGCAAUCAGUUGAGCCUUUGACUGGUUGGAAAUCCCCAGCUUCCUUAACGAUGUCUGGAAUGGCUGGUCUUUUUAGCAUCUCUGGUAAGAUUUGGCACCUUCACAACUAUUUCACGGUGACCCUUGGAAUUCCUGCUUGGUGUUCUUAUGUCUUUUUCGUCUUCGCUACUUUGGUUUUUGGCCUGUUCAUGGGUCUGAUCUUGGUGAUAAUAUCAGAAUGCUUCUAUGUGCCACUUCCAAGGACUGCAUCUGAACGUGAACAGGAUCAGAGGCCUGAGGGGCCUCCAGGGACUGAGCAGCUGCAGGAUGCAGAGGAGGAAAAAGAUGACUCGAAUGAAGAAGAAAACAAGGACAGCCUUGUGGAUGAUGAGGAAGAAAAAGAAGACCUUGGUGAUGAGGAGGAAGCAGACGAGGAGGAGGAAGAGGAGGACAAUGUGGCUGGCAGCGUGGAUGAGGAGAAGUGUGACACCAAUGACCAAGAGCUCUCACGGCAGGGCAUUGCAGUCCAGGAGGCACUUGAAUCUGGUGAGACUGGAGAUGUCCCUGAGCAGCCCUGUCCAGCUGGCACACAGGAGGUGACAGAGGACUCAUUGAGGCAGCGCAAGAGUCAGCAUGCCAGUAAAGGACCCUAGGUUUCCUGGCAUCGUUUCCAAGGACACAGAAGAAAAGUCAGUUUCUCUUUAACUCCUGAAAAUUUCCCGAGUGAACAAGCCUCUCUUAAAGUAUGAUCCUAGUCUCACGGGUUGCAUGGCUGGAAGUUGUUGUGUGCUAGGGAGAGUCUUUUGGGCACAAUCAGUCAGCAUGGUAUUAGAAUGUAUGCCAGGACUUGGGAAGGGAACAAAUUCAUACACUUGGGGGUCCAGAGUCAACCAGAGGACCGCCUUCCCUCAAGUCCUCAUUAGAGUGUUAGAGGUGAGGAUGCAGGCCUCAUGAAAUGAAUAAAACCACCAUACUCCUGAA